This is a messenger RNA of Symbiodinium sp. CCMP2456, 253 nucleotides long. NCBI's taxonomy places the organism in Eukaryota, Dinophyceae, Suessiales, Symbiodiniaceae. The record is from the annotation of a GenBank genome assembly.
GCUCGGGGACAUCAGUUCCGAUGAGAUCGAGCGUAUCCUGGAGGAGGCCGGGCCAGGCCUGGCCCAGCUCGAGGCCGAGUCCCGCGCACGUGCUCGAGUUGCCCGCAGCCAGCUACGAGACGAGCUGGAGCAGCAGCUGUGUGCCGUGUGCAGAGAUGCGAAGAAGGCGGUCCUGUUUCUCCCGUGCCAGCAUCUGUGCGUUUGCGAAGGGUGCCGGCAAAGACUUCGACCUUAUCGAUGCCCGAUGUGCCAG